AUGGAUUUUGCAAAAUGGCUUUUGGAUAUAGGAGAACGGAAACUUGGUGGUUUUAAUGAUGGCGGAGCGAUUAUUGAUAUUCUGGAUGAUCUUUUAAUUAAUGAUCCUUAUGAUCUUAUAGGUUCGUUAAUCGAGUUUGUAAAUCCUUCAAUUCUUGAAGCUUCUAGCAAUCCAGAAUAUUUUCAAGAAAGAGCAAUACUUGCUCCAAAAAAUGAAGUUGUUGGAAAAAUAAAUGAUCGUUUGCUAGCAUUAUUUCCAGGAGAUGAAGUUGAAUAUCUAAGUUCAGAUAAACUAUGUGAAUCUGAAUUUGUCCAUGAUCACUUUGAUGCCAAUUUAUACUCACCUGAUGUUUUAAAUGGUCUUAAAGUCUCAGGUCUGCCAAAUCAUAAGUUAGUUUUGAAAGUUGGGGUUCCAGUUAUGUUACUGAGAAACAUUGAUAAAAAAAUGGCUUAUGUAAUGGCACUAGACUACAGGUGA
Messenger RNA from Lactuca sativa (garden lettuce), 477 nucleotides. RefSeq lists its product as uncharacterized. NCBI's taxonomy places the organism in Eukaryota, Viridiplantae, Streptophyta, Magnoliopsida, Asterales, Asteraceae. The record is from RefSeq and is a predicted model, not a curated record.